This is a messenger RNA of Pseudopodoces humilis (Tibetan ground-tit), 10671 nucleotides long. RefSeq names its product kelch like family member 31 (gene KLHL31). NCBI's taxonomy places the organism in Eukaryota, Metazoa, Chordata, Aves, Passeriformes, Paridae. Gene Ontology annotation, cellular component: nucleus. Gene Ontology annotation, molecular function: protein binding. Gene Ontology annotation, biological process: negative regulation of protein phosphorylation; negative regulation of JNK cascade. The record is from RefSeq and is a predicted model, not a curated record.
UAAAGAGCACCCGAGCACAGGCUCCGGUCUCUCUUGCUCACUGUGACAGCGAAGUGCCUCACUGAAAACCAGUGAGCGGGGACGUAAGCGGCCUCUGAUCUUUCUCACUCUUUCCCCCACACAAUUCCUCUAUUUUUGUGUUUGCAUUUUCCAAGGAAGAGGCGUUUUCACGGACAGCUGUGGGACAGAAUCUUUCUGAGGAGGCAAGUGCUUGGCUGUAAUAUUUCAUUGCAGUCAUGGCUCCUAAGAAGAAGAAUGUGAAAAAGAACAAAGCGGAUAUCAACGAAACAACUAUCAUUGUGGAAGAUAGCCCCCUCAGUAAACUAAAUGGCUUGAAUGGACUCUUGGAAGGAGGAAAUGGUUUCAGCUGCAUUUCAUCUGAGGUUUCGGACCCAUCAUACUGUCCAAACCUCUUGGAAGGUCUAAGCAAAAUGAGACAAGAAAAUUUCCUUUGUGACUUGACUAUCAGUACCAAAACCAAAUCAUUCAGUGUUCAUAAGGUAGUGAUGGCUUCAAGCAGUGAAUACUUUCACAACAUCUUAAAGAAAGAUCCGUCCACUCAAAGAGUGGACCUCAAUGAUGUGUCCCCAGUGGGUCUAGCUACUGUUAUCACCUAUGCUUACACUGGAAAACUUACUCUCUCACUUUAUACAAUAGGAAGUAUUAUUUCCACAGCAAUUUAUCUACAGAUUCACACCCUUACAAAGAUGUGCUGUGAUUUUCUAGCCCAAGAAAUCAGUGUUGAGAACUGUAUGUACAUUGCCAAUGUUGCAGAAACAUACGGACUAAAAGCAACCAAGGAAGCAGCGCACAAAUUUAUUAAAGACAACUUCAUUGAAUUUUCAGAAACUGAUCAGUUCCUAAAACUUACUUUUGAUCAGAUUAAUGAACUUCUUGCAGAUGAUGACUUACAGUUGCCUUCUGAAAUUGUUGCAUUCCAGAUUGCAAUAAAAUGGCUAGAAUUUGACCAAAAAAGAGUAAAGUUUGCUGCCAAUCUCUUAAGUAACAUCCGUUUUGGUACCAUCUCAGCCCAAGACCUUGUCAAUUAUGUUCAAACUGUGCCAAGAAUGAUGCAAGAUGCAGACUGCCAUAAGCUCCUAGUGGAUGCCAUGAACUAUCACUUGCUUCCCUAUCACCAGAAUACACUUCAGUCCAGAAGAACAAGGAUCCGUGGAGGUUUCAGAGUCUUAGUUACUGUUGGGGGACGCCCUGCUUUAACAGAAAAGUCUCUUAGCAGAGACAUCUUAUACAGAGACCCUGAAAACGGAUGGAAGAAGCUAAGUGAAAUGCCUGCUAAGAGUUUUAAUCAGUGUGUCACAGUGAUGGAUGGAUUUCUCUAUGUGGCUGGUGGGGAAGACCAGAAUGAUGCCAGGAACCAAGCCAAGCAUGCAGUCAGCAAUUUCUGCAGGUAUGACCCUCGUUUCAACAGCUGGAUUCACUUGGCGAACAUGAAUCAGCGGCGCACCCAUUUCAGCCUGAACGUGUUCAAUGGCCUCCUCUUCGCUGUGGGUGGCCGCAACUCCGAGGGCUGCCUCUCCUCUGUUGAGUGCUACGUGCCUGCAACUAACCAGUGGCAGAUGAAAGCCCCGCUGGAGGUGCCCCGGUGCUGCCAUGCCAGUGCAGUGGUGGAUGGCCAGAUCCUGGUCACAGGAGGUUACAUCAAUAAUGCUUAUUCUCGCUCAGUGUGCAUGUACGACCCCAGCAAAGACAGCUGGCAGGAUAAGGCCAGCCUCAGCACCCCAAGGGGCUGGCACUGUGCAGUGUCCCUUCUGGAGAGGGUCUACGUCAUGGGUGGGUCUCAGCUGGGGGGGCGAGCGGAAAGGGUCGAUGUUCUCCCUGUGGAGCGUUACAGCCCAUACACGGGGCAGUGGAAUUACGUGGCGCCACUUCAAACCGGAGUUAGCACGGCGGGCGCCUCCACCCUUAAUGGGAAAAUUUACUUAGUGGGUGGCUGGAAUGAAAUAGAGAAAAAGUACAAGAAAUGCAUUCAGUGCUAUAACCCAGAUCUCAAUGAAUGGACAGAGGAAGAUGAACUGCCUGAGGCCACUGUGGGUGUAUCUUGUUGUACUAUAUCCAUGCCCAACACCAAGACGAGGGAAUCCAGGGCCAGCUCAGUCUCUUCUGUCCCAGUCAGUAUCUAAAGAUAGGUCUAACCAGCAAUAAGUAAAAAUGUUUACCAGCACAGCAAUAUAAUUAACCCUUUAAGUAGAAUUUUUGGGCUUAUAUGGAAAAAAAAAAUUAUUGGCUUUGCAAAUGUGCUUUUUAACAGUGCAAACUGGCCAGUUUUCAUGAACUUUAGUACAGGUGGCAUGAAACAGCACAUUAGUGCCUUUAAACAGUGCAAACUGGCCAGUUUUCAUGAACUUUAGUAGAAGUGGCAUGAAACAGCACGUUAGUGAUAAGAUCAAUUUCCAUAGCAGGAAAAGAGAGAGUUAACGCAUAACCACAGAAUUUAAUUCUCCUCCUUAUUUUGCCACUGACUUACUAUACUAUCUGUGGCAAAUAAUUUCAUGUCUUUGUGCCUUGGUUUCCUUACCCAUAAAAUCGAGAUAAACUUGCUGCAGAAGAUUAUUAUGAGGCUUUUUAAUACAAAGUUUUAAAUGUUUUCAGAACCCAAAAUAAAAGUCAAAUAUGAUUAGUAAUAAAUAUCAAUAUAAAUUAGAAAUGUGCCAUAUCAUAAAAUUGAUCAGUUUUGUUCUUUUCUAAGCAUUUUCUAUUUUCAGAAACAGAAGGGGGAAAAAAGGCAAACCAAAAAUACCACAUAUAGCAUGUGCAUACUUUCUUUUUGGGACAAUGGUAUUCACAAAAACUUCUCAAAGCAUUUUCUCCUUCAGAAGGUAGAAAGAGUUCCUCAUCUUCUGCCAUGAAACCCUUUAAUUCCUAUACCAAAUGCUGUGACAUGGCUUUCAAGAUCUGAAUCCAUGAAAUACUUUAUCUCCCAUAAUCACUAUGGGCCAGACCCAAGGGGCUACUUUGGGUGACAGAUGUCUCUCCUGACCUCUGUGUACACCAAGGAACACCACCUCAUCCUUGUCCUCAUGCUGGGGAGACACCCCUCUCAUUCCAGGUUGAAAAACCUAGAAGCUGAGUUCAUGCCAGGAGACACCAAGGGCUAAUGGCAUCUGAACAUGGGGAAGAUGCACAGAACAAACUCCCUUACAUUACUCCAGCAAAUAACCAGUGGAGUGAAGAACAAAGAUGGAAUAAAGACUUCAGGAUCUGCCCCUUGGAAUUUAUGUGGAAAACAGAGAAUCACAGGAAAACUCCUUUAGUAGAAACAAAGAGAUACCAUAACACCUUUCUUGCCAGUUGUAGGCACAACAACACCUGAAGUAACUUUCUCCUGGGCGUACUAUUGUGUAUCUCCUUCUGAAGCCUUCAUUAUAGCCCUUUUCAUGGAGAUUUCAUUCAUAUUAUUCCAAAGGCUAGACUAACGCUCUUUGUGUUGAAGUUUUCCCAGUGAAUAGAAUGGAGUCUUCACUCAACUUAGUUUACGUUCCAAGAACUUUUCUUCCUGAUUUCAGCGUGAAGUAGGGGAAUUAGCAUGAAACCUAAUCCUAUUCUCAUAGCCAAAGGGAUAUGCAGCCCAUCGUGUCCUGGGAGGAUUUGACACCAAAGGACUUCUGUCAGCACAGAAUGUCUACAACAGCACAAAAUGUCUACAUCCUUCUUUUAGGGAGGAAAGAGGGAACACAAGGAAUUAAAAUGAUUUAAUAUAACCAGAAGGGCACUCACUUUAACCAAUUCAUGGAGGCUUCACAUUCAGUUUCUUCAGAUUAUCAUUAACACCUCCAGGCUUCAGUGCCAAUGAGAAGCCACACUCUUAGCAGCACCUAUGAGGCAGACAAAUUUUUAUCUCAUUUGCAAAAAGGGAACACUAUAAAAUUGUCUGUCAGUGCAGAUGUUGUUGAGACAAGCAUUUUCAGGACCCAAGCUCUUUGUAGCUUUGUUAAAGCUGCAAAUUGAGGAUCAGCAUAAGCGUGUCAUGGUAUUAGAAAUGAAGUAAUUCACUCUGUCAGUUGGGAUUAAACUCCAUGGUACUCAGUCCUGUUUUCCAAUUCUAACUUAGAGUUCAAGUUUGCAUCCUGACUAUAAAAUUUCGAAUUUCAAAUUGUAUUUUUGAGUGCUGUAUGUUAUUAAAUCUACUGCCACCAAUGACUUGUGGUCAGAGAAGCACUGUCAUAUAAUUUUGAUUCAUUCAGUUGGUAUAUAGGUGUCCUCUACUCUAUGUAAUUCAAAUAAUAACAAAUGUGGAACAGAGUAACAUUAAGUAUGAAAAUUCUGUUCUUUCCCAUUCCAGUCACCAAAUAUUUUUCCUGAAGAAGAGAAAAAUUUCUCUUUUCCCAAGUCAUGACCACAUGUUCCAUAUGAAUGCAUAUAGGAAGCUCUUUAGAAAUAACCAUCCGUUCCAAUACUUUUUUUUGUAAAAUUUUUUUCUCCAUCCAGUCCAAUGAAGACACCUGUAUACAUUCAAUUGUAACUGUAUACAUGGUGUAGUUAUUUAGUUUUUAUAAGGUAUCCACAAGGUUGCAUUUAUGAAUUGAAAAAACCUACUAUUAUGGCCUCAAACAGACAUUGGAUGCAAUUGUCAUAUGCAAGUGUCUCUUUCUCCCUUUAGGAAUUCAGUUCCAAAAUGCCAUGAAUAGUCAGACACUGCUGCAUGCUUUCCUGUUUAUGAGCUAGCACUUCAUGUACAUCAACAACCAUCUUGGUUUUGAGUAGUAAAUUAUUUAUGAAUGAUGGGCUAAGUGCAAUGAAACUUCUCUCUUACUACUUAAAGGGUUAAAAACUUUGGGGGCCAAAUCCUUUUCAUCUUACUCGCAAAAAAAGGUUCCAUUGACUUCAGUGGGACUACUGAAUAAGAUGUACAGGAUUUCGAACUCUUGGCCAAAUUCUGGCAGAACAGUAGGUAAAACUGUCAUACCUAGAAGGAAGACUGCUCCGUUGCCUCCAGUGCCUUUGGCCACAACAUGCUGACAUGUCCUAGGACAGGAGGCAAAUACCACUGGCCAUGUGUUCCUUCUGUAGCACAAGUUAGGUACAUACUUCAGGCCAAAAAUCUUAGGUAGAUUAACAACUGGUAUUGUUACCAAUACAACACUACAGGUUGGCUUUACAUUAUUUUCUCUAAACAUCUUUUUAGGUUUCAACUGCACAUUGAGCCAGGAUUUGGCCCUUAAUAUGUGACACUAUUAGCUGGACUUAAUAUUAUGUUGAAUCAUACUCUGUACUGAGCUAUUUGUGACAUUUUUAUGUAUGACCUUCUUUUGUUAGAACUGUGAAAAUUAUUUGUCUGUUCUGUUUUAUGGGAUAGUGUUCUUUCAUUGUCUGGUACCAUAUAUUCAAUCUCUAGAUAUUUAAUAAUGACAUCUCAGUUGAACUUGAAAUACUGUAUAUACCAGAAAGAAGUUUUAAAGUACAAGGAAGUACUGUAUACAGUAACAUUAAGUAGAGCAGAAAAUUUCCAACUGUGUGAGAUGCGGACUGUUAAAGCACUACAGGGAUCUUUUUUAAUGCUAUACUAGUAGUAGGAAAAAAAACCAAAAAAACAACAAAAUAAAUUAACAUAAGCUGUUGCCUUCUAAAUUCUGUAUAAAACACAGAUGCAUUUUAUAGUUGACACAUGUGCUUCAAAUUCAGAUCUGAAAAAUAAGCUUUCUUCAGUUUGUGAGAGAAGCAGUUUGCUAGGGUUUGUUUUCUUGUUUAUUCCUGACUGUUUAGGUGCAUGGGAGAGUGUGUUAGAGAUUGAGAGGGAGGGACUUACUGCUGGAAAAUUGUGCUGAAAGGAAGGUGUUGUGUUUAGUUCUUAAUCAAGACAAGAUAAUGAUCAUUCAAUUUCUUCUUCAAGUUAACCUGCAAGAUCAUCUGUGGGUCAGUCAAGAGUCCAGUAAAUUUGAAUCCUUCAAUGAGGAAAGCAGGCAAAAUUAGCAUCAACCAAGCUCAAUGAGGUAUUGAAAAGUGCUUUGUGUUGAGAUUUUUAAAUGACAAUUCUUGCAGAAAAAAGGAUGCAAUGAAUGAAAUGACAGAGUAAGAACAUUUAUAUUAUCCUGAAACCUAGAUUAGUUUCUCUGACAGUUCUAACUCUUUACCAAAUCAUACUGGGUUUAGGAGCAGUUUUUCCUUAGCAGCAGCUGGGCUUGGUAAUUCUAGUUGCAAACCCAGCAGUCACACAGAGAGUUGUAUGAGCACACAUGCCUUCUUGCAUUCAGUGGGACUUCUGCUACAGAAGAUAUUCUCAGGGAUUUAUACUUGGAAAAAUAAAAGAACGAAAUCCAUGAGUAGACAAACAUCAAUGUCUAAUUAAAGGCAACAUGAGGGUGUUAGACUGAUUCUCAGCAUCACCAUUCACUUACCAUACCAGUACAUGGCAUUUUUUGAGACUCAAUUACCCUGUAAGGAUAGUAUUUCCUUGGAAUGGCUGCUCAAUCAUACACUCCAAGGUUUUUUCUGCAACACAAAGGAUGGGAGGUGCUCUAGUCCAUGGAAAGGCCAAAAUGGAGCCACUUAAAACCAUCAGCAAGCUAAGAUUUUGUUCCAGUCCUCAAGGAUGUUUGAGAAAAAUAUGCUGGAACAAAGCACAUACUGCAACACAUACCUUUCCAUAAGUAACUUCACUUAUGUUUCAUAACUGAGAUUUUCAUCAUCUUUCUGAUGAAAAGCAAAGAUCAAUUUUCAAUUGUCUGUAACUUCAAUUCUCACCUGAACUGAAUUUUCAGUCCAUUUUAGUCCAUUUUCAGUCCAUCCAAGAUCUCCUGGGAGAUCUUUUUCAAAGUCUGAAUUCACCUGCACAGAGAAUGCAAUUGGAACCAGUAGUCCUACUAUAGGUUCUUGACCUUUUUACAAUGAAUCUUCUAAUCUUUUUUUGUCAAAGAUUUGCUUUGUGUAAGUACUCAAAAACAUUGUAAUGCACAGAUUUAUACUUCGACUUCUCCUUAAAAGAUUUCUUGUCUCAGUUUCAGUUUCUCUUUUCUUAUCCAUAACUGAGUGACUAUCAGAGCAUCAAAGAUGCACAGAUGUGUAUCUGUAAAUGCUCAGCUGUGAAUCUAAAAAUCUCAUUGCUGGUAUCCCCAAUGAAGAAAAGAACACAAUCUGAAAUGCCUGGACAAAUUAAUAAAAAAAGGGUGAAACAUCACAGAAUCAUGGAAUAUUCUGAGUUGGAAGGGACCCAUAAGAUCACAGAGUCCAACUUUGCUCAUUUGCAAGUGUGACCCUGCACAGAGCUCUGUUCCCAGAAGUUCCCUAAAGAAUAAAGGAAAAUAUGUGCAAUUCUAUACAGCUGGUGUGAGAGAUUUGGUUAACACCAGAUAAAUUUUGCCAUGCAAAAGGCAUGUCUCAAUGAAAAUUUUCAAUAACAAUAUAGGCAAUUAAUAAACUUAUGAGGAAUAGGCAAUUUCUGUUGGUAAGAAUGGGAACACAGAUAUUUAGGUACACUGUGAAAGGAAGAUGAUGUUACUCUAGUUGCAGUCUUAGCAGUUCCUUUAUUGGCAAGAAAAGUUAAAAAUAAAACUUCUUUGUAUAAAGCAUUUUUCUGGCUUAUAAGUGUUAGAUUGCUUAAACAGAAGGGUUUUCUAAGUGUACACUUUAAAGAUGGACUGUGAUAACAAAAGGGAACAUAUUACAACAGAAAAAAAUCUGUAAGUGUAAUGUGAGAAUAUUACUACUUAAAAACUAAAAUUUGUAGUACAGCAAGUUGUCAUUAAGAGGAAAACAGCAUGUUGUUAUUUUUCAUUGUGUGCUUUAAAUAAAACUGUUGACACAUGGUGCAAACAAAUUAUUCUUACUGUAAAAUCAGUUGGAAACUGCGAGACUGUCUUUCUGACAAAUGCCUGGUUGCAGUUGAAAUACGCUUUGUUUUCUGAGCCCUGGGCUGAUCCUUGCUUUCAUAUCAGCCAACUGGAAUGUUUGUUACACCCAGGCCAUCAAACCACCUUCACAAUAAGCUGUGAUUGUCACAAUGUGACAAUGUGACACUUUUAUCUUUUCCAUUUUAUAACAAAAAUAACAACUUGCUUUUUUACAAAGCAUUUCACAGUCUUUUGUUGUAAUCUAAAUGCCUAACAAGAAGUGAUGAUAAAUCAGAUGUCUGACUAGCAACUGAUCAUGUUUUUAUUUGGAUUGUAUGGCUAACAGUACCAAAAAUAAAAACAUCUAAAUUUCAAGGAAAAUAAUUUGUCAAAAUUCUGAAGAGCAAUUAAGUUGUGCCACAGAUGAGAGGGUUUGAGAUGUCAAAAAUUGUUCCUUGUGUUGUGACACCAAGGACUUGGUCCAAAGUGUGAUUCUAUAGGUUACAACCUGAACGGUUACCUGGCCUGUGGCUGUCAAGACAUCAUGACUAUGGCUUCCUAAGAUUCCAUAAUACACAAGGACAGAGGCUUUAUCCUCUGAAAUGUUCUACUUUAUUACAUUUAGCACAAAGAUCACUGCUAGCAAGUAUACCAAUAGUUAUUACAGCUAAUAUGAAGAUCAAUGGAUAUGAAUGAAUAUGAAUGUCAAGCUAUUACAAUUAUUAUCAGUAAUCAAUAAUAUCAGUCAAUAAGUAUAGUGUCAAUCAAUACUUGCAUCAAGCAGUAUGGUAGGAUACCUGAUGACAGCAACAAUUAAGUAGGGAUGUACUAUUACAAUUACUGGAGCUUGCCACUGAAACAAACUGAUCAACAAUAAUAUAACAGCAAAUAUGCUUAAUGUACGUAAUAUUUACAUUCAGCAAAUUAGCCAGACCUAAGAAAAAGCCAAACCAGCCCAAAAGGGAGGAACAAACUCAUCCUGGAGGGGGCACUCAAUCAUCCCCAAAAGAGAGGAAGAAAGACCCAAGCAGUAAGACAACAGAGUUCCUCUUCAAAAAAGAUCCCUGACACAAAGUCUGGAGUCAGCCAGCACUCCCACUGAGUCCAAGAGAAUGGACAGUUCACAUGGGAUUCAGCUGGGAAUUUCUCAGAGGGAGACAACUUUAGUUCCUUUUAUAACAGAGAGACAUUGAGUGUGUGUAGGAGAUUCUGCUUUGAGAAGUUAAUAGAUGAUGUUAAUUUCUAUUUUUUACUUCUAACAGGCAAUAGAUGAUUCUGUUUUCUGAUUAUUUUUUACAGCAAUUUUGUAUCUCUGUGCUGUUUUCCACUUUCUCAAAAAGUAAUUUCUGAGAAUUUGCUGAGAAAUUGCAUAAACAAUUUUCAAGUAAAUUGUCAUUACAGUCUCUUGGAUUUGCACUUAUUCCUGGUACCUUGGGAUGUCACGGGUUUCUAGGUCCCUGGCUGCACUUCUCUAGGAUGCUUGCAGUUCCCGGGCCUAGUCCUCAGUCUCACAAUCCCAGGCUGGCAGACCUCUCUCUGUUAUGAUUUUCAACCAACAAAUUCUUCCGUACAGCAAUUUUCCUCUUCUAACCAGGUUGCAGACAGCUGGGUGAGCAAAGUCAGCUAGGUGGGCCUGCUGGCUCUGAACUAGGACCCAUGCACCUCUGGUGCAGCAGCUGGGCUCCUUAGGGCGCCUGAAAAGAUACUGCAUGCCUGUGAGUGUGCUAACCUGCACAUCAAAUCUGGGGGUCAGGACUCAGUUGUCUAAAUGCCCCUUGUGAGGAUGCCCCAGGUGCUGCAGAACAUUUCAAAUGGCACUGGGUGUCCAGCUAUGGCCACUAAGUCAAGCCUGGGGAAGAGGACUUAUGUGCCACUCUGGUCUGCACACUGCAGUCCAGAGUGAAUGGCUGACCUGUGCGUGUGCUGAUAUGUCCACUAGUCCUGGCUGCCUUGGUGAUGAGGAUUUUGAGGAAGCAAAAGGGAUGACUUUGCUUCAAAAUUCAAGAAUGGCUUUGAAGAGUCAAGGUGAGUUUGUAAUUAUAAGAACUGCUAGAAAGAGAGAUAUUACAAUUAGACUAUGAUAUAAAAGCAAAAAUAUCUUAAGCAAGUCUUGACAAAUGCAUUAUAAAUGCUGGUAUUUAGCAAUACUCAGCAUUGCUAAAGUAAACAUGGAUUAAAUUAGAAACUGUCGGGAUCCUUUAUUUCUUAUAUUUGCCUUGUUACUUAAGGGCUUGAGAAAACGUAUUUUUCUCUAUUGAAGUUAUAUUUCAGAGCUUAUUAUGUCAUCAUUUGCCUUCAAAAACAGUUAAAGAAUAUGAGUGAAAUAUUUACUUAGCAAAAGCUGAUUUUUCUGUAAAUUAUCCAUAAUUUAGCUUUAAGUCUUGCAUAGAUUUAUGGUGUCCAUUAUAGCAACUUAAACCCAGAAUGUAGAGGCCUAUAAAUUGGUAUGCUGCUUGUUUUCAUGGAAUGCUUAUAAGGUAGAUGUUACUCAAACCUAUGGCACAGUAUUCUUUUUUUCCUUUGAAGGACACCAUGUAUUUUAUAAGUAAAAUUCCUAAGUAGCACAAAAAGUUCUACCUGAACAUGAGGAAGAACUGUACUGUGCAGAUGACUGUGCAUUGGAACAGGUUGCCCAGAGAAGCUCCAGAGUAUCCCUCACUCAAGAAUCAUCUGGACACAAUCCUUUGCCAUGUACUCUAGGAUGACCCUGCUUAGGCAGGAGGCUGGACCAGAUGACCAUCUGUGGUCCCUUUCAAUCUGACCCAUCCUGUGACUCUGAUUCUGUAGUGAUGUGAGAAUAACUGAAUAAGGUCAGAGUUCUGCUGAAUUUAAUUAGAAACAGACAAAUCGAACAGACUGCUUUUGUGUUGUGUUAUUUGUGUAUGGA